Molecule: messenger RNA, 1133 nt
Organism: Paramecium octaurelia
Lineage: Eukaryota; Ciliophora; Oligohymenophorea; Peniculida; Parameciidae
Source: the annotation of a GenBank genome assembly
AUGGAAGUUUAAAUUUUAUUGACUUAAAUACAUUUCUUACAGUUAGUAAUUCAUAUUCAUUAUAGCAUAGUUGAUUUAUUCACCUAAUUUAAAUCAUUCAAUUCUAAACGAUAAAAUCUUUAAUGAUAAAAUUAAAUAAGAGACUCCUUAAAUAUCAAAAAUCGUUAAGAAUUAUCUAGCUGGUAAAUUCAUUAAUAAGGUGCUAAGAAAUACAAUGCCUAAAUUAGAAUCUAGCGAUUUGAUGAAUAAAUAAUUGAUUGGUAUGCUAUCUAUUUCAUUUUAAUACAGCUCUUCUUAAUUUAAGUGUCCCUUGGUUUAAUAAGUGUGUAUCUGUAAACUAAAUCUACAAAUUUGAAGUAGAAAGUGGAUCAAACUAUAAUUUUAAUAUCUUAGGAAAUAGUCUAUUUAAGCGAAAGGGCCAAACGUUAUUUUGUUCCGUCAUCUCUAAAUUGAUAAGGAUAGGGAUAAUGUAGAGAAGUAUGUAUUUUGCUAUUUUUCACCUUCCUAAUGGAGAGUGUCUCCUAACAUAUCAGGAAGUAAAGGAUCCUUCAUCUUCUCUGUUCAUCCUAGAUUUAAAAUAUUCUCCACAAAUACUAACAAUAAAGUAAGUUUGCUCUAUUAAUACCAAUCAUUACUAAAAAAUUUAGUUAACAACUCAAUUCUCAAUUAAAUCAAGGGCCAAAGUAACCUGGAUUAGGUUAGGUGGCAGUGGAUAUGAAUAGCACAGGAUUUGGAUUGAUGGAAAGCAAUUGUAAGCAAGUAGAUUGAUAGAUGAAGACAAGACCUUUCAGAGUGGACCAAUAUUACAAAAUAAUAUUCACUUACUUGAUGUAUGAUUGAGUUUUAGUCCUAGAUAGAUUUGAUCGAAAUUUGAGAUUUACAAUUAUCUGCUGGAGCAUAAAGCACAUCAUAUUUUAAGACUAAUUCUCAUAAACCUCAUUUAAAUGAAGAACAAUAACGAUUCCAUCAGAAUUAAUUGAUGGAUGUUAUCAUUACCUUAAAUUAAAAAGGAAACAAAGAUUAUGUAAUACUUAAGAAUAUAAUUUUAGAGAGGAGGAAUUGAGGAAUAGUAGACAUCGAAUCCUUUGCUCCCAAUUAGCGAGGAGGAGGAAGAGAAAUAACAAGGGAAAUGA